UUGUCAUUUUACCAUAGACAAAAAGUUGUGUUGUAUGAAGCUGUUUCCUGAAUUUAGUUAAUAUUUUACGAUUAGUUACGAUUAAAUCGCAUAAAACUGUGAAGAAAAUUAAUUGUAUUACUAUAAUUACUACUUUUCUACAAAAAAUAUAAACAUGAGUUUCGGCUUGCCCUCUGUGAAAGUGAAGCCUGAGCAUGAGGCCAACUUCAAAAUGCCUCAGGGCACGUUUGGAGUGCCAAACCCGUUCAUCGCCGGUCUGGGUGCCGAGAGACCCAAGCUGGGACAGUCUCAUCCUCUGGAAUAUUCUGAAAGAAAUUACCACAUGAAUGAAGAAAAGAUGAACAUGGCGAUGCUUCGGAACAUGCAAGGCCUACAUGCACCACUGAAACUCACUAUGGAGAAGAAAUUCUGUUCAAAGGUAGGACAUUUACCAUUCCUGCCUAGCUCAAACUUCCAAAUGGAUGUGAUCACUGGCCGGAACCUAGAUGUUGGCUUCGAAGACAUCCUCAACACCCCAGACUUCAGCGAGGUGGCUGGACAGCCGCAUGCGGUCAUGGAGCGCUCCCUCGGACUGCUGUGAAGUAGUUAAGUCUAGUUCUACUGUACAAUCUCUGAAAUAUUGGUUUUUAUGUAAUAAAAUAUUUGUAUUUUAAA
Molecule: messenger RNA, 654 nt
Organism: Pectinophora gossypiella (pink bollworm)
Lineage: Eukaryota; Metazoa; Arthropoda; Insecta; Lepidoptera; Gelechiidae
Gene: Pomp
Product: proteasome maturation protein
Exons: 4
Coding region: 155-580 (141 amino acids)
Biological process (GO): proteasome assembly
Cellular component (GO): cytoplasm; nucleus
Source: RefSeq, a predicted model, not a curated record